Molecule: messenger RNA, 2668 nt
Organism: Sander lucioperca (pikeperch)
Lineage: Eukaryota; Metazoa; Chordata; Actinopteri; Perciformes; Percidae
Product: protein S100-A11-like
Exons: 2
Coding region: 2003-2248 (81 amino acids)
Cellular component (GO): perinuclear region of cytoplasm
Molecular function (GO): calcium ion binding; transition metal ion binding
Source: RefSeq, a predicted model, not a curated record
GCCUCCAUCUGAAUUUGAUCCUGUUUGACUCACACAUCCUGAUGAUUCUGCAAGGUAAGAAACAAGUUGAGAUCUUUUGUUUUUUGUUGAUAAUAAUACAUUCAUGGUUGUUUGAACAGUUGUCCUACCAAUUUCUGUUGAAAGUCAGUGGAAUCUGUAAGAAGCUGUACUUGCUGACAGAUCAAUACAUGAGUGAUGUUUUACUGUGUGCGCCACUGCAGAUGAAUCAACUCCUUUCUUCUUGCAUUGUCUUUGCCAGACUGAUGUUAACUUCUCCUCUGGGAUACUUUUUCUGCUGUUUCUUCCUUUUAUCUUUCCCUGUAUCUGGAUGGGUGGAGCACCUUGGCUGAUGGUAGCAGAAAGGAAAGAGGAGAGGGUGAGAUUGACUGAUGACUUCACGUCUUUUAGUAACGGAGUGUUUUGUCAGUCGAUCUUUGUGCCUGUUUGAGAUUAGAAAAUACUGGCCUGGUUAAAUUUUGAAACUUUUUACAUAAAUACUGUAUAUCAGUAAAGAUAUGUUGUAGAUGGGUAACUAAGGGAAAUAACAGUGAUUCUUUGUAUGUGAGAAGUAUUGAUAAUUAGUCCUUCACCACAAAGUGGGGUGCCAUUUCUCCUCAUAAUGUUUUGAGACUGCUGUACUGUAGCUUCAGCAGUAAUGUCACACACACAAAAACACAUGCAAUUUAUACUGCUGCCUCUGUGGAAAAGCAAUAUUGAAUGCAGGUUUACAUUCCCUAACGCACUACUACUUAAUAAAGUCUGUGAAAGGAGAAACUGUAAAUCAACCCUGUAGCGCUGCUAUAUACGUGUAUGACUUUAAGGACCUCUCAAGUUUUUCCCACACUUUAUUUAUUUAGUUGCAUGAAAUAUUUAAAGCAGAACAUGGAUCUACUCUGAGUGCCAAAUGAUGGAUGAGUGGGUACAGCAGGCAAUCAAGGAAUUCAAGAAGUAUGGAUUACGUUUUGAAAUAUAGACCAACAAAUUCUAAGACACAAAUACAUUAAUCAUAAGACAAGUAUCAGCAUCACCCCACGGAAAACCCUGAUGCUUUUAUACCACUAGGUGAUUUCUCAUUGCUUUCCAGAAGUCAUUUAUUUUGUGGUAGUAGCUGCGCUCUGCUUUCUCAAUGAUGGCCAAGGGAAUGUAAGGAGAAGAACUGAAGACUGCUGUUUCGUGUGUGUGAGUGUGUAUGUGUGUGUUGCAGCUGUAUAUGUAUAUGAUAAUAAAGCCAUUGUGCCUGUUAGCACUAACUGCCUUCCUAAAGUGCGAAUUGUGCACAUCCUGUCAGAGCUUUGGCUUAAAUGAUCAGGUCUUCUGAGGUAAAAACCCAAGUGCCUCAUUCUCAGAAGGUUUUGCAACACAGACUGUGUAAUUAUAUUUGAUUUACUGCUUUCUUUUUGCUCUCUGCAGCUUUUUGCCCACAGUUUACCACUCAUACAAAGCAAAGAAAAAAUGUGAGACUGUUGUCUAUGGCAUGAACUGAGCGAAACUUUAAACUAUUUGUAAUAUUUUUAACCCGUCCUAACUAUGUUAGUCUGGGGUUUCCUGGAUGAUUCAUCCAGGAAACCAUAUCCUGCCAGAUACUGGUUACACACUGACAUUGUAUCUGAACAUGCAAUCACGUCAUGGAAAAAGGUCAGUGGUGUUUAGGAAACAUGGUUUACAUUUUUACUGGUUGCAAUGAUUAUUGUUCAGAAAACACAAGCUGUAAAUAUAUAGCGAGAAAUGAGUGAAUGAUAGAUCUUCUUUACCAGGAGAGGUCGGCUAGAAAAAGACCAGGAAGACUUGUGUCCUCACGACUUACCCACACACAUACCUGAGCUGGUGAGUCUCUCUGAUUUGUGUUGCCAGUUUCUCUUCUAUCCAAACUUGAACUUAAUCUGUAUCAUAUAAUAACCAUGUUUUGGAAUGUAUUAUUAAAUAUGAUCAACAGCAAUUCUCAUUUUUACUUUUCCUCAAAAUAUUGUCUGAAGUCCAAACCCUGUCUGCCUCUUGAAGUGUGAUGGAGUCUGCCAUAGGUGUGCUUGUGACCCAGUUCAAGGCAUAUGCUGGCAGCGAUGGUUCCUCUGACACAUUGAGCAGAGAUGAGUUCCACAGACUGGUUACAUCAGAGAUCCAUAACUUUAUCAAGAAUGCUGCCGACCCCGCUGCCACUGAUCAACUCAUGAGCUCAUUGGACAAGAACAAUGAUGGAGAGCUCAACUUCCUGGAGUUCUGGCAGCUAAUUGGGCAUCUUGCAAGCCAAUAGAGUGUCCUCAGUGACUCUGUUACAGUUUCAUGUGUCACCGACUUGUCUGUGUGCCAUACAGUUUGAAAUAAAUGGGAAAACAGCCAAAUGGAAAACACCCUAAAGUUUGCUGCUCAGUCAAUUUCAACUGCACAUCGCCGUGUUUUUACCAGUAGUCUGCGUUUCUUCUAACACUGUCCUCUCACCAGCAACUGCCAAACUGGCACAGACUCUGUCACAGAAUAUUAUUUCAGCAAUAUUAGAACCAGUACUAGCUUUUUUCCCAGCAUACACACAAACACAUGCUCACAGCUGCUUGUGCUUACAGGUCUAUGAGGGAGUUUAUCAUCUCCCUCCUGGAAACAAACAGAGGUGUGGUGUUGGCAGAGCAGGAUAUUCUGUUUAAAGCUGGAAUUAAAAUGUCAACAAAAGUGUGUGUUU